ACAUUAUUAAUGAGACGGAUUGAGUAUUUUAUAUUGAGAUUGUAAUGAGUAAUAUAGCAUUAUGAAUACAAUAAAUUUUUUUCAUCCUUUGUUUUUGGGAAACCAUGGUCUACUCUAAUUCUAAAAAGCUAAUACUCUCCUCGUCCCACUUAAAUUAGCACUUUUGAGUUGGACACGGAGAUUAAGAAUAAAAGAUUAAGAGUGUAAAAUAGGUAGGAUUCACUUAUUUAAUGUGUGUAGAGAAAGUAUGAGAUCACAUACCUAUUUUAGAAAAGUCCAAUUUAAAUUGGACAAAUAAAAAAGACAAGUGUGUCAAUUUAAAUAGGACGGAAGUACUAAAUGAGAAAAAGAAAAUAAAAAAUCAUACUUUAAAUAUACCAUUAAAGCCCACCAUUUCUUAGAAACCACUUAAGACAUCAAACCAACAAAACCGUCAACUCGACUACUUAAAACCCAUCUCUCUCUCUCUCUCUCUCUCUCUCUCUCUCUCUCUCUCAUGCAUUAUAAAUACACACACCACAUUUGGUAACUUGGUCAAGAAAAGGAGAGUUUCCACAUUAAAAAGUAGUAGUGAUAUAAAUAGAAUGGGAGAAAAGGGGAAGAAGAUAUUAGUUGGUGUUGAUGAAGGCGAGGAGAGUGGGUACGCGCUCUCAUGGUGCCUCCAAAAUUUGCUAUCUCACUCUAAUUCCGAAGAUACCCUUAUCCUACUCUUCGCCAAGACGCCCCUGCCUAUCUACUCAGCCAUCGACUCAACAGGGUACCUAUUUUCUCAAAAUAUAGUGGCCACGAUGGACACGUACGCCAAUCAAGUGGCUGACGCCGUUAUGCAGAAGGCUUCUACACUUUGCUCAACCUUUAAUCACCAGGCUAAGGUGGAGACGAUGGUGGAGCAUGGCGAUCCAAGGGAUGUGAUAUGCCAGGUGGCAGAGAGGUUGAAGGUUGACUUAUUGGUGUUGGGAAGCCAUGGCUAUGGUCUUAUUAAGAGGACAUUUCUCGGUAGUGUGAGUCAACAUUGCGCGCAGCAGGUGAAAUGCCCAGUUCUGAUUGUGAAGAAGCCCACAAAUUAAUUCAAAGAAUGAAAGUUAUACAAUGUGGUGUACCGUCUACGUGUUUGUGUAAUUAUGUUGUAAAUUCGUGAUUUCGACUUCUUCGCCUUAUGUAUGCAUGUGAAUGUAUUAUUGUUCACCGUAAUUUAAUAUAAGUUCUUCUUUUCCUUCAAAACAAAAAAAUUACUCCUAACAAUAAAUUGAUUUUGAUAACUAAAAU
Molecule: messenger RNA, 1266 nt
Organism: Salvia miltiorrhiza (redroot sage)
Lineage: Eukaryota; Viridiplantae; Streptophyta; Magnoliopsida; Lamiales; Lamiaceae
Product: universal stress protein A-like protein
Exons: 4
Coding region: 585-1067 (160 amino acids)
Source: RefSeq, a predicted model, not a curated record